Messenger RNA from Calidris pugnax (ruff), 2745 nucleotides. It is a transcript of the gene HRH3, whose product is annotated as histamine receptor H3. The transcript is spliced from 3 exons. Gene Ontology annotation, biological process: adenylate cyclase-activating adrenergic receptor signaling pathway. The record is from RefSeq and is a predicted model, not a curated record. Lineage: Eukaryota; Metazoa; Chordata; Aves; Charadriiformes; Scolopacidae. Gene Ontology annotation, molecular function: histamine receptor activity. Gene Ontology annotation, cellular component: membrane. Bases 1 to 1236 code for a protein of 411 amino acids.
AUGGCCUGUUUCCCCACGGUGAGCAGCUCCGAGCAGAGGCGACGGGCCCAGCGGAGCCGGCGGCAGGCCGUGGUGCUCGGGCACCGCUCUGUGAUGUGGCGCUACGCGGGGCCCAAAAACCCAGGAAAGGGCCAGCUGCUAAAUGACAUCCAAACCCGAUGCCAAGGGAACCCUCUGGUUGCAGGUGCCUUCUGCAUCCCCCUGUAUGUGCCCUACGUGCUGACGGGGAGAUGGAUCUUCGGGAGAAGCCUCUGCAAACUCUGGCUGGUAGUUGAUUACCUGCUCUGCACCUCCUCGGUCUUCAACAUCGUCCUGAUUAGCUAUGACAGAUUCCUCUCGGUGACAAGAGCGGUGGCCUACAGAGCCCAGCAAGGCAACACCAGGCGAGCGGUGCUGAAGAUGGUGAUGGUGUGGGUGCUGGCGUUCCUGCUCUACGGCCCGGCCAUCAUCAGCUGGGAGUACAUCUCCGGCCGGAGCAUCAUCCCCAGCGGGGAAUGCUACGCCGAGUUCUUCUACAACUGGUAUUUUCUCAUGACAGCCUCCACGCUGGAGUUUUUCACCCCUUUCAUCAGCGUCAUGUUUUUCAACCUGAGCAUUUACCUGAACAUACAGAAGCGGACCAAAAUCCGCCUGGAUAUUUUCCACGAAGUGCACAACCAGUCCUUCGCCGGGGAGAUGCAAAGGAGCCCGGAGGCGAAGCUGUGUUUGAAAUGCUGUAAGUGGGAGCAGAAGCAGCCAGCUGAAACCCCCGACCUCUCCAAGAGCAAAGCUCAAGCAGCAGCCUCCUCUGCCAGCCUGGGUGCCAAAGACCUGCUGUCAACCAGCUCCGAGAGCUCCGGGAAACCCAAGUGUUGCAACAAAAAGAGCUGUAAAAAUUCAGCCUCCACUCUGUCCUUAGAGAAACGGAUGAAGACAGUGUCCCAGAGCAUGACUCAAUGCUUCAGGCUCUCCAGAGACAAGAAAGUGGCUAAAUCACUGGCAAUCAUCGUGGGCAUUUUUGGGAUCUGCUGGGCCCCGUACACUCUCCUGAUGAUCAUCCGUGCUGGCUGCCACGGCCACUGCAUCUCCGACUACUGGUACGAGACUUCCUUCUGGCUGCUGUGGAUCAACUCGGCUGUCAACCCCAUCCUCUACCCCCUCUGCCACUACAGCUUCAGAAGAGCUUUCAUUAAACUCCUCUGUCCCAAGAAGCUAAAGAUCCAGCCCCAUGAUCCCCUUCAGAACUGCUGGAAGUGAGGCCAGCCCUGUGUGCGGAGGAGAAGAGCCUUGUUUUAAUACACCUGUGUUAGGGAAAAGCAUCGUGGCUUGGUUCCUUGGAAAAACCUGGGAGCACUGGUGUGGGCCAGGCGAGGAAGGCAGCAGCAAGACCACUAGUCAUUUAUUCUAGUCCAUCAGCAACAAAAUCACACGGAAUAGCAGGGUAAGGAGGUUUUUUUUUUUGACAUUAAUCACAGGCACUGAAAUCCGUGUCCUCCACUCGCAGGUACCACAGAAGAGCUCUGCUGCCACCUAGUCAGCCCCAGUGGCACCAGCUCGGUGUUAAAAUAAGAACUGAAAAAGAAAAGCUAACAAAAAUAAAUAUCUAACCUAAAGCCACUGGACUAAGGGACAUUUCACCUGCUUGCAAACCUGGGCUGAUUUUUCCCAUGAGGGGGAGGGUGUUUUCUUUACACUUACGAUAUUAGACAUGUGUGAUGAUACAGAGAGAAAAGAACGAACUAGAAGGAAAAAACACCUCGUUUAUCAUUUCUGCCACAGCAGCUACAGCCAUAAUCUAGAUGCCCGUUGCAUGUGGUACAAUCAAUGUCCCUUCCACACCCCAGGAAGGGACAAAUCUCUGCCCAAAGAAGAUGACAGCCAAACUGGGAGGCACCAAGCAUCCCGCAGCACCCAGAGAAGGGAAACUUUUCUGGAUUUUUUAAGUUUGUUUCAGACCUUUUAAUUUUAGCAAGUCCCAGAAAUCUCACAUGGUUCCUUUUAAAAUACACCAUUUGAAUGGAGACCUGGGCUGAGCCAGGCAGUAUCAGCAUCAUUUUUUUUUUAAAUUUUUUUAAAGCAGUCAACUCUUUCCACAGACAGAACACCAGACUCAAGACAGCAGGGCUCUACCCUCGGUCUUAACGUAAAAUCUUGGGUGUUUUAUCUCUGCUUCCCAUCUCGGGCUUUAUCAUACUUGCCCAUUUAUUGUGUGACCUCUGUGGGAACAGACGUAGCAUGACCAUAAAGCGAAAGACUUCAACUGCCCAUCUCUGUUGGCACUGCUCGGUGAUAAAGUAAUACAAAUAUGUAAUUAGUUGCCAUGGCAAGUGCUCCUAUUUAACAGUAUUGUACAGGGAUGUUCAAGAUCAUAAGUCUGAAAACUACAAUUGCAAAUAGACACCCAAAUGCUGUAAAGUAGCGCCUAAAAGCUUAUGAUGUUGUGGUUGCCAAUUACACUGCGCUGUUGUGAGCAAACUGCUUUUUGGCUGCUGCUAGGAAUAAAAGAAAACGCCAACCAACUUGAAUUGCAGUGCUGUGUGUUCAGUAGAUGAGUAUUGUCACCUGAAGUCAGGUUUUAAACGAUGUCUUGUUUUGUGUAUAAGAUAUUUCAGUCUCGUGACAUGUUCAGUCAGACCAUAUACGGGUUAAAAUCUAUCCCUUGAAGUCAGUGUACUAAGAAAUGACAGUAUGUGCUGUUGAGCCUGCCUGUACCUUCCCUUGUGUCUGCCUCCUUCUGAAAACCCCAAUAAAGUAUUUUUAUAUGAA